Molecule: messenger RNA, 1255 nt
Organism: Exaiptasia diaphana
Lineage: Eukaryota; Metazoa; Cnidaria; Anthozoa; Actiniaria; Aiptasiidae
Exons: 1
Coding region: 44-1021 (325 amino acids)
Molecular function (GO): protein binding
Source: RefSeq, a predicted model, not a curated record
AAAGUGCUGUGUGGCAGAAGUUUGGGAAGCUUUGCGCUUGUUAAUGAUGUCGAUGUCUGAGGCCGAUUUGGAGCUUAUUUCUUCUGGUUUCACGGCUAUCCUCGGCUUCCAAGUUGUACCACCGAGUCGUGGUCAUGGUUUGCCUAAGCUUACCGUCCAGGAAUUGUUUAAGUGCACGUACAUUCCAAGUUCAAUGCAAGGCAAUAACCCUGGGGAAGUGUUUGAUAUUAAUGUAAAAUGUAUAAAUGGUUGGCAAAUAACAAUACAAGUAACAAACGACCACACCAUCGCUAAUAUCAAGGCUGACAUUGAGAUUAAGCACAACAUCCCCUCGAGGGACAUCAGACUGAUGUUUGAUGGGAGCGCUGUGGAAGAUCACCAAAGUGUACGAGACAUCGGCAUUCCAAGGGGUGGGAGAUUGUUUUUGAUGUUACGACUUAGAGGUGGUGGACCUGCUUUUCAGUUGGACCCUGAUUUAUUGGACGCACCGCACUCCUUUGAUUUUACCUACGUUAGGGAUGAUGGAAGAGUUUAUUAUCGAGGUGGAAAGGAGUACAAGAGGCCAUAUGGAUGGAAGAGGUUUGCCUUGAAGGUUCUUGACCGAUAUGAAGAUAACACUUGGCUUGGACCAGACGGAUAUCGAACACAGGAUGCCCCAGGUGAAUGGCCUGUAAGCUACCACGGGACAAACAUACAGUCUGCCCGAGCAAUCAUGUCUUCUGGAUACCGUCCCGGUCCGCGUCAAGCAUUUGGUAAAGCGGUCUAUUCCAGUCCUUCCAUUGACAUGGUUGAGGAGCGUUACGCACAAACCUUUGAACAUGAAGGCAGCACUCAUAAAGUCGUCCUUCAAAAUCGUAUCAAUCCUUCUCCAGGCCACUUUGUUGUCAUCCCUGCAGAGCAGACAGGGACUGGGGCCGAGUAUUGGUUAUCGCCGAUGCAUGACACAGAGAAGAACAUUCAUGAUAUAAGGCCUUAUGGUCUGUUGUUUAAAAAUAUCGGUAGCUAUUGUAACUUACUAUAAGCCAUCUGAGAUGACACAUAAACACAGAGACACAUUGUUUAAAUGGACAUUUAUGUCAAUCAAAAAUUUAACGUGCAAUGCAUAUCUACACUAGGCAGGUGCAUUUAGUGACUAGAGAUGGUUAACAAUCUCUAGAAAGGUUUGGAGUAUCCAACACUGUCCACUGUAGCUGAUUGUAUUUUCAGCGAUUUUUAGAGCUAGCAGUUUCUAACAUAAAGUUACGGUGAGACAUCA